Camellia sinensis is the source of this 646-nucleotide messenger RNA. NCBI's taxonomy places the organism in Eukaryota, Viridiplantae, Streptophyta, Magnoliopsida, Ericales, Theaceae. The record is from RefSeq and is a predicted model, not a curated record.
UCUGUGCUGGCUGUUGUCUUGGACAAACCUUCAAGAAAUAGAAAUCUUUACAUGUAAACAAAUCUCUCUGGUUACAAUCUAGAUGGGUGCUUCUGAAUCAGUCCCUCAAAAAUCCAUUCAUGAUUUCUCAGUCAAGGAUAGCAAGGGUAAGGAGGUGGAUCUCAGCACAUACAAAGGGAAGGUUCUUCUUGUUGUCAACGUUGCUUCCAAAUGUAGGUUAGCAGAUUCAAACUAUACCCAAUUGACUGAAGUUUACAACCAAUACAAAAAAAAUGGAUUCUAAACUACUGUCUAAUUUGAGCAAGAUGAGACAUCUGGAUCUAAGUUAUAAUAAUUUUGACGAGGAUGCCUUCAGGAUUUUGGGUGCUCUCCCAUCCCUUAAGUUUUUGUCCUUAGUGUCCAAUAGCAUGGAAGGACCACUUUCUAACCAAGAAUUCACUUAUAAUCUUAGCAAUUUGGAGGUCCUCCUCCUCAGAGGAAAUCUGCUCAAUGGAACACUACCAAUGUUUGACAUCCUUCCACCAUCUUUAGAUCUUAGAUUUGAGUGAGAAUAAUUUCUUUGCAAGUAUUCCUCCAUCCAUAGGAGCAUUAUCUUCUCUGAAAGCUCUAUCUCUGGCUCAAAAUAACCUUAGUGGUUCUUUACUAA